ACCAGAACCAGAACCAGAACCAGAGCCGGAGUCAAGGGCAGAAGUGGAACUGGAGCCAGAGCUCUGGACUUUCUUCCUUCUUGUUCCCUCUCUCGUUUCCUCUUGUACAGAAAGCCACUGGAGGAUGCAGCAGGCCGGUGCCAUGAGGGUCGUCCUGAUGCUGUGCCUGGCCACCGUGGUGCUUGUGAGUGGCGAGGCCUGGGGUUUUCCCGUCGAGGGCAGGGGCGUCCCAGCGAAGAAGAAAUUCGCCUCCUGGGAUGAGGUGAACGUCAUCGCCCAUGGUCUGCUGCAGCUGGGCCACGGGCUCAAGGAGCACGUGGACAAGACCAAGGGACAGGUUAAGGACAUCUACUCCCAGCUCACCGCCCACAGCAGCUCCUUCGCCGACCUGCUGCGUCGGGCCCAGGCCAUCCAGGAGGAGGGAGAGCUGCUGCGGAACAAACUGCGGGACCUGGAGGACCGGGACGGCCGGCUCUUCAACCUCUCGGAAGGCAUGAAGGGGAAGCUGGAGGAGGUCGGCGGGGAGGAGGAGGCCAUGGAGAAGAGGCUGCGGAAGAUAGAGGGGAAGAUGCGGCAGGUGCUUCAGGCUCGUCUUCCAGAGGGCGGGAAGGACAGUGCUGUUGGGACUCUGCAGGCCCAGAUAAGAGAGCAGAACGGCAGGAUUGAGGACCUUUUCCGGAAGAUCACUCAGCAGCAGCAGCAGCUGGACAAGCAAAACCUGAAAAUUAAAAACCUGCAGAGCAAAGUCAGUUUGCUGGCUCCACUGCAGCUGAAGGACAACAAGACCCAGAGCCCAAAAUGGAGGCAGAGCCCCAGGAAAACAGCCAGGCAUGCCGGCCCCAGCCACAACGCCAGCAGAGAACCACCCCAGCCGCAGGAACUGCCCCUGGACUGUCACCAACUCUUCCUGGAAGGGGAGCGCCAGAGCGGGGUAUUCUGGAUCCAACCUGCCAGCUCCCAGCCUUUCCUGGCAAACUGCGAGAUGACUCCAGAGGGCGGUUGGACAGUGAUUCAGAGACGCCUGGAUGGCUCCGUGGACUUUAACCAGCCCUGGGAGACCUACAAAACCGGCUUUGGUGACCCACAUGGGGAAUUCUGGCUGGGCCUGGAGAAGAUGCACCACCUUGCACGGAGCUGGAGAAACUACCUCUCCGUCCAGCUGCAGGACUGGGAAGGGAACUUCUACUCUGCCCAGUUCCCCUUCCGCCUAGGUGGAGAGGACACAGCCUACAGCCUGCAACUGCUGGAGCUUGGGAGUGGAGAGGCAGAGCUGGCCCUUGGGGACAGUCAGCCUCUCCCCUUCUCCACCUGGGAUAAGGACCACGAUCUCCAAGCUGCUCUGAACUGUGCUAAGCAUCUCUCGGGAGGGUGGUGGUUCAGCACCUGUGGCCAUUCCAACCUCAACGGGAAGUACUUCCUCUCCAUCCCCCGGCAACGGCACCAAAGGAAAAAGGGCAUCUUUUGGAAGGCGUGGCGGGGACGCUACUACCCACUCCGGGCCACCACCAUGCGGAUUCGGCCCUCUGAGCCCACAGCUUCCUCCUAGGUCAGCCCUGUCGGCUUACCGCCCGGGGCUGGGACAGCCCAGGGAGGAGCCAAGGCCGGGGAGGGGAAGAGCGGCUCUGGGGUUUCCAGCAGAGAAAUGCCUCUUGUGGCACUAACAUUUGUAACUCUAAGAGGCAAAGAGAGAACUUUCCUCUGAUUGCAAUCCCACGGGACUCCCAAUUUGGAACUCCUCCCUUCCCUGUGUUGGGACUCCCGGGGGCUCAAGAAACGCCCCGGGAGAGGAUGGUCCAUCCGGCUCCUGGCCUGCUAGGAGGAAAGAAGAACAGGAGGAACCAGUUACCUCCAGAACGGUCGCCCUGGGGUGUCUUGGAGCGGAUGUCAGUUAGUCUCUGCCCAUUCUGGAUGCCUCUGGACUCUCACCGCGGAGCAGUGCAGAAGUCAGCUAAAGUCACUGAUGGCCCUAUCGAUACUAUCCUCUCCCCCACCUCCCACUCUCUGAUCCAGACUCAGUGGCGUGGGCAUGGAUUCCGCCUGCUCUCUCAAACACUGCUAUUCAUGGGGUGUCCUUUCAUGGAGUCCUGCUGGGCCAGUGAGCUCGGUGACCUCUCUGGGCUCACAGCCUGGGGAUACCACCUGGUUUCUUAAAGAGAGAGGGUCUGGAUGCUAUAUCCAUCGCUGGUUCUCUCUCUCUUCUUCUCCACCCCCACUAUGUAUGUUAUGGGGACGUUUCUGGAAACCAAAUGAAAGGCGGUGAGGUGGUUGAGAGGAAAGUCUUGCUUGGAGCCAGGAGAAGGCUCAGGUGUAUCGGGACCAGUCAGACCUCUGGGAAAACCUGGGACCUGAGCUCCGGUACUGAUCAAGCAUCUACCAGCGGCUCCAGGUGGCUUUCCUGGAGACGGCCGGCACUUUCCUCA
This is a messenger RNA of Tachyglossus aculeatus (Australian echidna), 2420 nucleotides long. RefSeq names its product angiopoietin like 4 (gene ANGPTL4). Lineage: Eukaryota; Metazoa; Chordata; Mammalia; Monotremata; Tachyglossidae. Gene Ontology annotation, molecular function: enzyme inhibitor activity. Bases 125 to 1546 code for a protein of 473 amino acids. The record is from RefSeq and is a predicted model, not a curated record. Gene Ontology annotation, biological process: triglyceride homeostasis. The transcript is spliced from 7 exons.